CGCCCUACUCAACGAGGUGACGCCAUCAUCGCAUUGAACUAAGUUCCAAACAGUAAACGUUUGUUAAAAGAGUGAGCAGCCGUUAUAUAACUUUAUGAAUGUGAAACAAGGCUAGUUAUAUAUCUUUUAGUGAGGUCAUAACCAUUUUUAGUUGAGCUGAUUUGACCCACGCGAGCUUCUUUGCGGUUAUUAAACGGUUAAAGUCGUUUAUUAUUUUAGUUGUUUUUGGUUAAAAAUAUAUGUGAUCAAUAUUUAAUGGACAGUGUUUCAUAUUAAAAAUUGUUUAAAAUGUCAACUAAAGCGUCUCGAAAACAAAAUGUGUCGGCGGCAUCGGUAGCACAAUCUCCUGCUAGUAGUGGGCCAUCUGCCAAUGUAUCAUCUUCAGCCGGACGACCUUCUAGUCCAUUAAGUCCAACACGAUUCACACGGAUACAAGAAAAACAAGAUUUACAAAAUUUGAAUGACCGUUUGGCCACAUACAUCGAUCGAGUACGACAGUUAGAAUCUGAAAAUAGUCGACUUACGCGCGAAGUAAGAACAUCUCAAGAAAUUGUUUCUAGAGAAGUAACUAACAUUAAAUCGAUUUACGAACACGAAUUAAGUGAUGCUAGAAAAUUGUUGGAUGAAACUGCACAUGAAAAAGCAAAAUUAGAAAUUGAUGCCAAACGAUUAUGGGAAGAGAAUGAAGAUUUACGUUCAAAACUUGAUAAGAAAAAUAAAGAUUUUUUGAUUGCUGAUAAUCAGGUACGUGUUUAUGAAUUACAAGUGAAAGAUUUACAAACAAAAUAUAACCAAGCAUCAAGCGAUCGUAAAAAACUUGCCGAUGAGUUGAAAGAUUCAGAAAAGGAGGUUGAAAAACUUCGUACUCAAGUUGAUGAGAUACGUAAAUGUCUAGAAGAGGAAACAUUACUUCGAGUUGACUUGGAAAACACUUUACAAAGUCUGAAGGAAGAAUUAACCUUCAAAGAUCAAGUUUAUCAACAAGAAUUGUCAGAAACGCGUAUUAAACGCCAAUCAGAAAUCACUGAAAUUGAUGGAAAACUUGCUGAACAAUAUGAAGCAAAAUUACAAGAAUCCCUACAAGAUUUACGUGACCAAUAUGAAUCUCAAAUGGCAAAUAAUCGUGCUGAAAUUGAGAUGUUGUACGAAACAAAAAUUAAAAGUUUACAAAACGCUGCUCAGAGGAAUUCAAGUGCUACAUCUGCGGCGAUUGAAGAAGUUCGACAAACUCGAACACGUAUGGAUUCAUUAACUACACGAAUAAAUGAAUUGGAAGCUAUAAACACUGCACUUCAAACGCGUAUUCGUGAACUUGAAAAAAUUCUUGAAGAUGAACGCAUACGCCAUUCUGAAGAUUUGGCUGCUUUGGAGGGUGAAUUAGGUCGUCUACGCGAUGAAAUGGCUCAACAAUUACAGGAAUAUCAAGAUUUAAUGGACAUUAAAAUUUCAUUGGAUUUGGAAAUUUCUGCAUAUAGAAAGUUAUUAGAAGGAGAAGAAGCACGUUUAAAUAUUACACCAUCCUCAGCCAGCAUACAUCAAGUUAGCGUCAGCAGAAGUUCCAGGACACCUAUCAGACGCACACCAGUACGAUUAGGAAGCAAGCGUAAGCGUACAGUUCUAGAAGAAAGUGAAGAAAGCACUUUAAAUGAUUACAGCGUACAAUCCUCAGCAAAAGGUGAUAUCGAAAUUAGUGAGAUUGAUCCUGAAGGUAAAUUUGUCAAACUACACAACAAAGGCGACAAAGAAAUUUCAUUAUCUGGCUGUCAAAUUGUACGUAAAGCUGGUGAAUUAGAAACUGUGUUUAAAUUCCACCGUACAGUCAAAAUAGAUGCUGGUGCAACUGUAACAGUUUGGUCUUCAGAUUCUAAUCAAGAACACGAACCACCAUCAAACAUUGUAAUGAAACAACAAAUAUGGUUCUCUGGAGAUAAUACAGUUACAACAGUGAUUAAUUCAAGCGGUGAAGAAAUUGCAAAAUUUGAAAGAGUUAAAAAUAAGUUCAGUUCAACAUCAUCACGGCUACGAGAUUUGUCAUCGUAUGCAGAGGCAGAAGAAUUCCUUCAUCAACAAGGUGAUCCACAAAAUGAAGAUGAUAGAUGUAGUAUUAUGUAAUAAUUUCAUUAAUUUUUAUUUUAAAGAAAAAAAAUUCCCCUUAAUUCUAUGGGAUUUUUGAUUUAUUUUUUGAGAAAAAAAAAUAUUAGUGCAUAACUUGAAAUCUUGAUUCAAGUAUUGAGUUUUUUUCAUCAGAUGUAAGAUUAACAUUUAUUUUUCCGUAUUUCUUUGGUUUUCGCUUGAUACUAGAAUCGAGAAUAUGAAAUGCCUCUUCCAUAGGCAUUUUAAUGUUACGUAAGUAUUUUUUUGAUAGUAGAUGAGUACAAAAAUUUCCUCUAGAAGAAAUAUUUUUUCAAAUAUAAUUUAGACAGAAUUAAAUAUCGCUAAAUGUUAUGCACAUCGUCGAAGAAGAGUAAAGUUUAAUAUGCAAAAACCAUUCUAAAAGUUGUUAAAAUGUCACAAUCGCUAUUAAUGUCACAAUCUGUUAUUUUUAUUAAAUUGACGAUUCAUAACAUACAAUUUCUGUGCUGGAGUGUAUAAACCGUUCUUUUGAACAUGAAAAUACUUAAUUUUAUAAAUGUUUUCUAAAAUGGU
Molecule: messenger RNA, 2646 nt
Organism: Chrysoperla carnea
Lineage: Eukaryota; Metazoa; Arthropoda; Insecta; Neuroptera; Chrysopidae
Product: lamin Dm0
Exons: 3
Coding region: 289-2112 (607 amino acids)
Source: RefSeq, a predicted model, not a curated record